This is a messenger RNA of Phytophthora nicotianae INRA-310, 318 nucleotides long. RefSeq lists its product as hypothetical. The record is from RefSeq and is a predicted model, not a curated record. The transcript has a single exon. The coding region runs from base 1 to 318 and encodes 105 amino acids. Lineage: Eukaryota; Oomycota; Peronosporomycetes; Peronosporales; Peronosporaceae.
AUGGCCAAGAGUCCUGCUGCUCGCUGCAGCUCCAUGAGUGACGGGGAACGGAUGUACUGCGUUGUGAGGGGAACACUGCCCAGCUCCUGCUCCAGUUUGAGUGCAAUUGAGGCGCGCAUCCUCAAGCGGCGCUCCAGGUCCGAAUACCCACUGGCACCCAGGUGGGUGGGCAGACCGAGAGCAGCCUGCCCAGCCUUGCGCUUUUUGUCGAGGCGACGCUGGUUGCUGUUGGCCUUCUGGCGGUGCAUCUCGCACAGAUUGUGGCGUUCGCCAUUGCGUUUGAUGGCACGCAGGUUCCAGCAACGCUUGCUGGCGUAG